This is a messenger RNA of Lathyrus oleraceus (garden pea), 1038 nucleotides long. RefSeq lists its product as uncharacterized. The record is from RefSeq and is a predicted model, not a curated record. Lineage: Eukaryota; Viridiplantae; Streptophyta; Magnoliopsida; Fabales; Fabaceae. Gene Ontology annotation, cellular component: chloroplast envelope; chloroplast thylakoid membrane. The coding region runs from base 1 to 1038 and encodes 345 amino acids. The transcript is spliced from 5 exons.
AUGUUGAACUCUAUCUGGGAAGCCUUUUUGACUCUGAUGCUCCUCUCUACUCGAUCUGAAACUGGAAUUGUUGGAUUUGGCUUCAUUGGUUACCAGCCCAGUUUGGUGGCUACACAAUUUAGUUUUAGCCAAAUGUUGGCAAACGAGACUGCAGCAAAGGGAGACAACAAGGUCGAAUGCCCUUCCAAUGCCGGUGAAAAUAAGAAAAGAGAAGAACCUCUACAAAAAAGUCUUUCAAUUAAAAAAAAAACCCAUUCCAAUGGCUUUCACUUCUUCUCUCACUUCCCAUUUUCUCUCUCUCUCCCAAACAAAAACCCAUCCCUAACCCCUUUUCAAUCUCAACCCUUCUUUUUCCCUACACUCCACCCAAAACCACUCUUAUCAUCACCUACUUCAAUCUCAACCGUUGCUUCAGCGUCAUCAUCGAAAAACCCUUCCAGUAACAAUAACCCUAAACAGUCUAGACAAGAUGAAGUUGUUGAGGUUGAAGUAGAAGAGGAACUUCCGUGGAUUCAAGAAAAAGCUCUCGACCUCGUUGAGUUCACCGGUUCGGUUACCCAAGCGAUUCCCGGUCCGAGAGUGGGUCCCACUUCGUUGCCGUGGAUUCUCGCCGUUCCUCUUGGUUAUGCUGGUCUCACUUUCGUUAUCGCGUUUGUUAAAACCGUUAGGAAAUUCAGUUCUCCCAAAGCACAACGCAGGAAAUUGGUUGGUAAAAAUGCGUUGUUGUGUAAGUCUGUUGAUGAUUUGUUACAAAGAGGACGAGAUGAAGUUAAGGUUGAUGAUCUCAAAGGAAUCGAAAAUAAGACAGGUUUUGUCUUGGAAGAAAUUUUGCGCAAAUACAUCCGAUAUGCUCUGAACGAGAAACCAUUCAACCCUGAUGUUGUAGCUGAUUUAAUUCAAUUAAGGAGAGCUUCUGCAUUAAAGGACUCACAAGUUGCUGAGAUUCUAAAUGAAAUUUCACGAAGAAUUGUUAGAGACAAAGGUAAUGUCUUCUUAAUAUUGGACAAUUUUCAUCUGAGUAAUCCUUGUACGUGGUAG